Messenger RNA from Pocillopora meandrina, 5903 nucleotides. The record is from the annotation of a GenBank genome assembly. Lineage: Eukaryota; Metazoa; Cnidaria; Anthozoa; Scleractinia; Pocilloporidae.
CAGAAGAGGACGUUUGCCGUAGCUUUAAUUUCCGGUUGAAGGGAGACGGACAAAAAGGCUUCAUAUCUUACGUGUUUCUGGUCAGUUCACAUUACAGUUACGCCCUUCUCAGCCUUUUGAUAUAUUUCACUUCACCUGAAAUAUGAACCUGUAUUUGUAUAUUGCCAGAUCGUUAGAAAGGAGUGUUGCUACUGCAAGAAUGGGCAAACUACUUUGGUUAAUAUCUUGCCUCAUGGCCAUCGGAUUUUAUGCAGAGUUAUGGUGAGUGUGCAAUGAGUAUGUAUAUUGUUUUGCAAUUAAGCUUUCUGCAUGUGCAACUUUAAUUUAUGUGGCUGACUGCGCCCGUGGGCAAGAUGAAGCGAAUCCUGUGUUCUGACUGGCUCACCAAACGGGCAAGAUGGGCCCAAUCUUGCCUACUCGUGAUUGCCCGCUUCGAUUCCGCGCGCUAGCAGUCUACUUACAGAGUUCGCAAUUUGCGGACAAUGACAGCAAGGGAGUCGCAAAAGCGACAGAACACACUCAAAAUAAAGGAAACAUAAAACGAGUUCCUGAGUUAACUGUGCUACAAAAACCUGCUUUCUUUGCCAGCACUCAAAAAUAAAGAAAGUCAUUCUUGAUUUGUUUACCGCGCAAUUUUUUGCAUUAUAAUAAAAUCCCUUUCUAACACUCACUCCCCGUGUUUCAAAUGGUUUAACCCAAGAUCAUGAAAAGAACCUGAGCUCUGACUAGUUUGGCCAAAAUAUUCUGAUUUUUUAAUCCUCAAAGGGCCAGACGUAAUUUUUGAUUAUAUGCACGAAAUUAAUGGAAUGAUAAAAAUGCUCAUUUCUUCUUUUUGUUAUGUCUAUGCUCUAGUGAAACAUCUCCAGUUGACACGAUUGAAGGAGCAGCUCUGAAGAUUGCAACAUUUAACGUCCAAAUAUUUGGGUACAGAAAAAUGGCAAAUCGUUUGGUCAGAGACAUAUUAGUCAAGGUAUUUUUCACUAUUAGUGAAAAAGAGUUCGACUGUACUUAGUAUCUUGAGCCGAUGUCUGUUUCCUGAGACGUUCACCUAAAGGGUGCCUCGAUCCGAUGUUCACAGUGCCGACGUUUGUUGAAGGCCUAGAGGAUCAAUAUCAGUAUCUGGGCAACUGCCCACCUACCCCUCCCCUAACCCAACAUCAACCCUAAGUUGUUAUCAAUUGAUUGUUGUUGAGUUAGGGGAGGGGUAGGUGGGCAGUUGCCCAGAUACUGAUAUUGAUCCGAUGUAAUAACUGUCCUAAGUGUAAUAACAUUUGGUCCUAAAUGUAGUAACAUUUAGUCUUAAAUGUAAUAAUCCUCCAAUGCAAUCGUUUAACCCCGCCAGUGCAUUGUUGUUAUACCGGGCAUCCAUAUUGAGAUGUUAAAGUGACAGCUGUUGCAUCAAAAAUUCCUCUGACCAGUAUUCAUGUCACAUUGGUCAAAGGAUUCCUUGGUGCAACGGGCUUAUCACAUUUAGGACCAAAUGUUAAUACAUUUAGGACAGCUAUUACAUUUAGGACUUCUACAGACGUCUGUGUAAAUAGACUUCCGCUCGCCUCGAGAACAAAAGUUCACUGAAGUGGAACUUCCACAUCCAGCCAACGCCAGGAGAAUUUCUUCUCCAUCACCUCGUUCGCUUUUGAUGAGCGUAAAUAUAUAUAUAUGAAUCUUUCGUUGACGUUUGAUGUUUUUUGCAGGUGGUUUUGAGGUAUGAUAUCAUACUGAUUCAAGAAAUUCGUUCAAAGAACGAGGGACCAAUAAACGAGCUGUUGGCGGAUGUCAACAAGUAAUGAAUUAACUCAUUAACUUUAUUUUACUCGUCAAGUAAUAUUUAUCGACAAUCUAAAGGGAACCUUCAUCUUUUCACCUGCCUUCUCCCUAGAUAACUUAUUCCAGUUAUGUGCUCAAGCUGCACCAGAGUUUUUCUUCACUUUUUCCUUCCUUCUUCCAACCCCCCCCCCUCCUUUCUCUGCCUUCUACCUAAGAGUAUUCCUAUUCCUGGAUAGGAUGCUAGCUCAUCGCAGGGUGACCCCCAGGAUACCGACUGCGUCCCACACAUACUCAGGCAAAAUGCAAAAUUUGAGCGUUUUUAAGAUGCAUUUGUAAAGUAACUUUUAUCUCAGUUUUCAUAUGUACUAUCCUUAAUUCAUUCCAGAUCAGUUACGUAUUUUAUAAAGAAAAUGCGAAGAGCUCGUUAAGAGUCUUUGUUUCUCUUUUGCUCUAUGUCAGGGUUUCAUCUCCCCCCGGCGUCUAUAAGAUGGCGUUGAGUGUCAGGCUUGGUCGCACAGCCAGCAAGGAGCAGUAUGCAUUCUUAUACAGGUGAGCUAAGAUGCAUAACCUACACUAAUCCGUCUUCUAUGUUAACACUAGCUCAAAGCCGAUUUGUAAGGAACACUUUGAUUCUCCUUUGAGUUAAUAGGUGUUGUGAAGGAUGGUGCUUAAAUUGGACAGAAUGCUUUUUGGUUUAGACCCCAUGAAAAUGUUUUUUUUUUUAUACGUUUCAAGUUUACUGGGCAAGAGGGGGGAGGGAAGGGGCGUGGUCAUGACUGGGCAACAGCAAAAACGAUAUCACCAAUCUUAAAUCAAAAUAUAAGUUAUUAGCGCGUUAUUAAUACACGACAAUUGUCAGUAUAGAAGAGUACCCCCCCCCCUCAGUUAUAAACAGAACCAGGUCCUCCAGACCGAGAUCGCCUGUGCGACUUUUUUGUGAUUUGCAUGCCCCUUACUCAGGUUGUUUGAUUGAAGAAAGGUUCGAUAUAUGAAAAUGGAAGUAUAUGAUGAAAGACUAAUAUCAAGCUGUCUUUUUCACCACUAGGAGUGACAAGGUAACUGUUACGGACAGCUAUGUGUAUCAUGACAAUCAAGACACAUUUGAAAGAGAACCUUUUGUUGUCCGUUUCCAAGCCAAAGGAGCAUGUAAGUUACAUUUUUUUUGCCUAUUAAUUCCGUUUGAAAUGAGGAAAAUUUGAUUGUAUCAAUGUUCUGCCAAAUAGCUAUGAGAACGUGUGUAGAUAACGCAAGCGUAGUUUUGUCAACAAUCGCGCUGUGUACGCGAGUGAAUCGUGUGUAAAGCAAAGACUCUUACUCAUCCGCGAGUGAUGAAGGAGCGGUGCGCGCCAGUAAUAAGGUUUGCAAGUAGAAUAAAAUGGGUUUGAUUCUGUUCAGCGUACCUUUGUCCAUGUGUGUGCAGUCGAUUUUCUAGGACAUUCAUUUUAGAAUACAAUGUUGUGCAUUGUUAGGGAAAGGAGAGGAAUAUCGAAGCCGAGAUGAUUUUGACAAAGAGAUGCCUUUUUCUUUAUUUAGAUGUGUCAGACUUUGCUAUGGCUGCCAUACACACUUCCCCAAAAGCUGCAGAGUUAGAAAUCGACCAUUUGGUCGACGUUUACGACGACAUUGUACAACGAUGGCAAUUGAAAGACGUCAUGAUUUUGGGCGACUAUAACGCCGGCUGCAGCUAUGUAACCAGGUCAGAGUGGCAUAAAAUAAGGCUAGCAACGGACAAGCGAUUCUAUUGGCUCUUUUCUGAUCUGAUGGACACUACAGUUGCGAAGUCCGAUUGCCCGUAUGACAGGUAAAUUUGGUAAAGACAACUAACUGAGUUAAUAAUGUGCAUUGGCUACCGUAUAGAGUUUCUAAAGCUCACCGUUCGAGCGUUUAUCCUUCGUCAGAGCACUCUCACAACGGGCUAACGUUCGAAACGUCAGAUUCAGAACCUCUUUAUCGUGGCCAAAUUAAAUUCAGCUGAUAGAGUCAAAGUAUCCUAUACAGAGAGUCUAUGGCUCACAAGUAGAGCGUCAGAUCACGGAAUCCAAGGGUCUGAGGUUGGAUUCCUCAUAGGAGCUCAAAAUUUCUUUCUUUGUCCCUGGAAGAAAGUGUCAUUCGCGCAUGGUUUCACGUCGAAAACUCGCCUGAACGCAAAACCUAUCAAAGAAAACGAAAUACUAUCAUCUUUCAGGUACUAUAGCGUGUAAUAUCAUGGUUUUAACCCUUGCUGUUUGUAUUUUAAAGGAUGGUAGUUGCCGGGUAUAACAUGACCAGAGGAAUCUUUCCAGACAGCGCCUACGUGUUUAAUUACAAAGAUGCUUAUGGAUUGAGUCAGAAUGAGGUACAUUAUUCUUAUGCAACGAUAAGAGGUUUUGAUGGAGUUAUAGAUGACUCCAUAAGUUAAAAAUGUUUACCAAACCAGCGUAGAAAGGUCUGCAUCGGGUUGUCCUCAGAUGAAGGAUUUUAUUAAGGUUUUCCAGCGUUCCGCUUCUCUUGAAGGUUCCAUCCUGUUGUUUGAUCGUGUAGGGAAGGACUGUUGUCUGUCGCCAGAAAACGCGCGCUAUUAUCUCGACCAAUCAAACGCAGAGCUAAAACCAAUCUCAACUUGGUCACCCGCGUUUUCGCGCGCUUCAAGCAAGUUACCUGUUUUUACUUAGAGUUCGCAUUGGUUGAUGUUGACUUUAACCUUUUUCCUGAUUGUCAGUCGUGAUUACUUUGGUUUUGUUGUUUCGACACGCAAUUGAAAACUGCUGUAUUGGUUGACUCAAGAAGUUUCGAUCUGUCGACAAGGUUAGGUGAUUUUCCAUAGUAAGUUCAUUGAGUCAAUUUUGUGUUUAAGUCGUCUUCAUAGUGUUUGCUGACAUCGGUAGACAUCUGUUGAGAGGAGACUGCUACAUAUUUAGUAAAACAUCAUCCAGAAUCAUUCCUUGAAAUUAUUCGGUGCAUUCGAUUACACAUUGCGCGGAGUCUUGGUCAAAAGUGAGGUUCAUAAAUCGAGAAUGUUAAGCAAUGUUGCUGUUAAUUAACAUACUGCAUUACUGUUUUCUGCAGGCGAAGAAAGUGAGUGAUCACUGGCCCAUUGAGAUACAAUUUAAGGAUUCAAGUGAGUCAAUUUCAGUUGUAAUUGUAGCACAAAUAACAACGGAUAUUAGUAACUUCCUCGCCUUCGGUUCGGUUGCCACUUUUUCUGUCGUUAUCGCAUUAAAACUUCUUCUGAGUCAUCUAGAACUGAACAGAAUUGUGGAAAAACUGGAUCGAUUUGUCAAUUUGCUGUUCUUUUCUUCUUCUCAUAAGCUUACAGAGAUGAGGAACAGUUCUUCCAAGAGUCUUUUACAGUCACAAUCAGGGAUAAGCGUAUGUCAAAGGUCUCCAAAUACAAGCUUUACGCAAUGCGUUCCAAAAACCCACUGCUGUCGCAAGGUUUCACUUUGAAAACUACUUACAACAACAGGAAAAUUGACGAAAUUAUCAUUUCAAAGGAAACCGCUUCAGUUGGAGAGGCGAGAGAUGCCGUAGAGGUUUUCCGCAAGACUUAUCCAAAGCUAGUUUCCUCCUCACAAGAAGCUGUAAGCAAACGAAAAAUCGGCCAGUUAACACAAGUUGGAGAUGCCGACUGCGUCGCUAGACAGCACGAGACAACAGUCUACCAAAUGCUCUCCAACACUUGCCAUGAUGUGAAAGUGAAGGAGAUUUAUUCAGUUCAACUUGUCUGUAAUGUACCACUUGGCUUGUGCGAGAUCAAUGUACAAGUAGCUAAUUAGUCUUUGUCACUUUUAGCAUUGCAACUAUUGUCCAUUUCGUCAGCUUUUCCGUAAAUUACAUGUAGCCUGCCGGUUUGGUCUGUUUAGCACAAACGAUCGAAAGAUAAACGCGCGUCACAGAUAUUUGUCGACACCCAGCAAGAGCUGUUGAGUCUAACGCCCGAUAAACUAAGAAAAAAUGGGAAUAUAAGAUGCCGAUUUGUUUUAGUUGUCUUCUCUUUUGGCUUAAUUGUUAUUCGGGCGGUGCAGUAUUGUAUUGAUUUAUCAUAUUUUUUGAGUAACUGUAAACUGAUCGCUGUUUAGCCUUUGUACGCUUAAAAUAUUAGAAUUAAAAAACAAAAGGGUAACAAUAACACACUCUUUGUCACCUUAAUUCCCUGC